This is a messenger RNA of Sphaeramia orbicularis (orbiculate cardinalfish), 3443 nucleotides long. Its product is annotated as E3 ubiquitin-protein ligase RNF182. The transcript is spliced from 8 exons. The record is from RefSeq and is a predicted model, not a curated record. Bases 1121 to 1948 code for a protein of 275 amino acids. NCBI's taxonomy places the organism in Eukaryota, Metazoa, Chordata, Actinopteri, Kurtiformes, Apogonidae.
CGGGCUCGUUGCCAUGGUAACCCGGUCUCCUGCCGCCGGUCGUUAGUUCGUUCGCGCGCCGCAGUGAAACGGAGGAGAAGAAGAAGAAGAAGAAGAAGCGACGGUGACUCACGAGGAGGAGGAAGAGGAGGAAGAGGAGCCCGUUAGCAUCCGGUAGCAUUCGGUAGCAUCCCGACGACACGACGCGGACCCGCAGACCGACGGGUACCGCAGUGAGGAGACGGAAACGGCAACCACCACCGCAACGACGACAACCUGACGGAGGGAGAGGAGGAAGAGGAGGAGGACGGCGACAUCACCGCAGCCAAGGCAACCUGACGGAGGAGGGAGAAGGCAACUACGGCAACUGCAGCAACCGUCAGUGUCACCUGAUGGAGGAGAAAGCAACAGAGAACAGCAACCACAACAACCAUCAGUGACGGAGGAGGAGGACGGCAACCAUCACUGCAACUAUAGUAACUAAAUCAUCCAUACAGCAACCUGACGGAGGAGAAGGGAAUUUAACACAGCAACAUGAAGGAGGAGGAGGACGGCAACUACAGCGACUGAGGCAACUACAACCACAACAACAAUCAGUGACUGCAACUGUCACUGCAACUAUAGCAACAACAUCAUCCAUCACUGCAACUAUAGCAACAACAUCAUCCAUUACUGCAACUACAGCAACCUGACAGAUCAUAAAAGAGUCUAACACAGCAACAUGAUGGAGGAAGAGGACGGCAACUAUAGCAACUAAAGCAACAACAACCACUGCAUCCGACGGAGGGGGGUGGGGGUGGGGGGGCAUCCGUCAGUUCGACCCCCCGGACUGAGGCUGACCCCAGACCGGCUCCGGUUCAGGACUGUGUCUGGGUUCUGGGACUCCCAGACUGAAGCUCUUCAUCCUCAUCCUCACCUCCAUCGGUCACGUGCGUGUCCGCAUUGUGUCAGAGGUCGGCGGUGGCAGACAGGUGAGCUUCAGUCUGUCCAGGUGGACAGGUGGACAGACAGAUGGAUGACAUCUUUGACCGUCACUCUGAUCAGCUGAUCUGGACUCAGUCAGGUCACAGCCUCAGGUUAAGUUAAGCUCCGCCCACCAAAGUACUUCCUCCUACUUCACCUGAAGAAGACAGCCAAUAAGAUGAGCCAGCUGAAGGAGGCAGAGCCAAACCGGGAGAUGGAGGGAAAGGUCCAGACAUGGGCUCGGUCUCUGGUCUACACUCUAGAGGAGCUGGAGUGUAAAAUCUGCUACAACCGCUUCGACACUCGGAGUCGUAAACCCAAACUGCUGGGCUGUUUGCACCGAGUCUGUGCCAAGUGUCUGAAGAAGAUGGUGGACAUGGGUGAGUCCUCACCAACUGUCAUCAGCUGCCCGUUCUGUCGCCACGAGACCCACGUCCCAGAUGAAGAGGUCUGGCUGAUGGAGGACGACCGACACAUCCUGGCUGUUCUGUCAUGUCAGGACCGAGCUCGGCGAGGAGGAGCAACAACAGGUGGAGGAGGAGGAGGUGGAGGAGGGGAGGUGGUCCUGAGUCCCAACAGUCUGACAGGAGGAGGAGGCGGUGCAGCAGUAGACUCCUCCCACCGUUCCUCCGACUGUCUGGUCAUCACCAUCAUGGAGCUCCCUGAGGAGUCCCCGUCCUCAGACUCACUGAGCAUGCUCAAUGUAGUGGGCCUGUACCGCCCCCCCAGCCUUGACUCACUGCCCUGCAACCUGCCGGCUCAGAAGUGUCGCGCUUGGACAUCCCGCAGCUUCCCUCGCUGCCUGCUGGGGGCACUGUGCUUGGUCUACUUCAGCUCUCUGCCUCUGGGGAUCUACCUGCUGAUGAUUGGUCAGCUGUGGCUCGGCGUUGUCCUCGUCAGCCUUGUUCCGUCCACACUGCUGCUGCUCGUCCUUUACGGCUUCUGUCAGUGUCUGUGUCAUGAGCUAAUGGAGGCACUCAAUGCCCGGCGCCACACGCUGCCAUGACGACUCUGACAUCCAGACACUGCUGCCAUGACAACAAGAAUACAGAGACAUUUCCUUGACGACAAGAACACAGAGACACCGCUGCCACGACGAUAGGUACACAAGGAUGCUGCUGCCAGGAUGAUGACAAUAGAGGCAUCGUUUCCACGACAAGGACACAGAGACACUGCUCCCAUGACGACAAGGACAGAGAGACAUCGUUACCAUGACAAUAAGGACACAGAGACACCGCUGCCAUGAUGAUAGGUACACAAGGAUACUGGUACCAGGGUGACGAGAAUAGAGACACGGACAAGGACACAGAGACACUGCUCCUAUGACGACAAGAACACAGAGACACCGUUUCCAUGGGGACAAGGACACAGAGACACUGCUCCUAUGACGACAAGAACACAGAGACACCGUUUCCAUGGGGACAAGAACACAGAGACACUGCUCCCAUGACAACAAGAACACAGAGACACCAUUUCCAUGAUGACAAGGACAUGAAGACGCUGCUCCCAUGACGACAAGAAGACAGAGACACUACUCCCAUGAUGACAAGGAUACAGAGACACAUGUUGCCAUGACAAUGGAAACAAAUUAACACCUUCGCUCUGGAAUCAAUACACUGACAUUACUGCCACAAUAACAAAAAACACAAAUAGCAGAACAACAAAACUCUAACGUAGCAAACAGCUGAUAAUAAUAUAUGAUGUUACGCACACAGCUCAACUACUCCAAUAAUGAAUAUUAAAGUCACACAGAUGAAAAACGUACCUGUGCAGGUGUUUGUCAUCUGUUCAGGCUGCAGUAACAACUGAAAUGAACAUUUUUCCCAACAGAAGGGAUAGAGAGUAGCGUUCCUCAAACAUAGUCAGCGGCACAGUGGCACAUCUGUGACGUCAACUAAACAAACAACACAACAGUCACAACAGAACAACCAGACCCACAACCAGGACCAGGACCAGGAUUUGAACCUGGACCACAGAGGCAGAUCAGCAGGACCUCAAGUGUAUACCAGCUGUCUCUGACACACCUGUGCACUCUGACCCCGCCUCUGUCUGAAUACCAGCAUCACCCCCCACCCCCCCCACCCCCCUCUACAUAGAGACUACAGCCAAUCGCAACAGUACCAUGUGAUGACCAAACGGACCAACAGGAAGUGUCUCCAUGGAGAUGGCUGACCUGAGACAUUAUGAAAUGGUCCUUUAAAUGUUUGUUGUCCUUUCAUUUAAAAAGUGCCAUUGACUAGUUUGUGUUUAUGAGUCAUGUGACCUGGAGGAGGCGGAAUCAUUACAAAUGUCACUUCCUGUUUCUGUAGUGGGCGGAGUUCCGCUUAUAACUAAAAUAAACACCAAGAGAAAUUAUUAUUUAUAGUACUAUGUAUUCAUAUUACUGUUAGUAUUUAUCUUAUUGAGUAUUUAUGGUACUGUCAGUGUAUGUAGUAGUAUUGGUAUUCAUAGUACCAUUAUUACUGUCAGAGAACUGAAAUAAAACACAAAGGUCCAGGUUC